UAGCUUCGGAUUGAGGGAAGUGUGCGUUUUUUGGUUUUGUAACAUAUUUUCACUGUGAGUUGACGGCGAGGGAAGGGCAGCUCUUUUCUUGUUUUUGAAAACCAAACGGGUGCGUUUUUGGUUUAUUCAAUACCUGUGCCUCGGGCAUAAAUGUUUUUAAUAAGUGCAUACGGGUAUCCGCACACCCUUACUAAGAACACACAGCUAAAGGAGCAAACAAUCUAUUUAUAACACCAGCCUCCUCUGUUCUGGUUUUUGUGUGGCUGGUAUGAUCAUCUAGUUUUGCAAGAGGCGUCUGAUAAUAUGUGCGCGACAUCCCAUUGUGUCGAGUCCUAUAUAAACACACCGCGGGCAUCACAGAGAAAAUGUUACCGUCGAACCCCGCUCCUGUUCAAACGCACACGGCAGAAUGAUUUCGUUACGCAGACUCAGCUCUUUUAUCAAAAUGAAUAAAAUACCGUACAACACUUUCACUUUCCACUUCCAAAACCUGCAACGAGCCCCGCGCAGAAACGAGACGUGGCUGUGCCAGAUUCUGAGCAGGAAAGACGGGGAAGCAGUUCUGCAGGUGUUCAGAAACAAAGGGUCCGAACACGCAGAGGAAAUCUGCCUGCGGGAAAACGAAGCUGCGAUUCAAGUUGCUGAUCGAUAUGAGAUCACCUGGUACACGACCUGGAGCCCCUGUGAAAGAUGCUCACCCAAGAUACUUGAGUUUGUGAAGAACCACCCCAAUGGGAAGCUGAAUAUCUUUGCCUCCCGGCUGUAUUACUGUGAAGAACCCGCCAAUCUGAAAUCAAAAAUACCUAAAAAACAAAUUGAAAUUAAAGAAAAAAUCCAGGGUUGUAGAGAGGGGUUACGCAAGCUUGAACGACAUGGGAAAAUUUGUUUAAAAAUGAUGACUUUGACAGAGAUUCAGGACUGUUUUCAUCGCUUUGUUGAAUUUCAACCCUGGGGAAAGCUUGAAGAAGAUUCACAACUCUAUGCCGAGAAGCUGAAGGAGAUAACUAAAGAAGAAAGAAAAAAGAAAGGCAAGGCUGCCACUAAGAAAGACGAGCAGACUUCCACCAAGAGAGAGCAGCGAAACCAACAGCGCGGCACAACGGCAUGACCCGGACAAGCGGCCAGUCCGCUCUCUGCGCCUCACCUCUUAUUAUAGAGCCCGCACUGCAGCUUCAAUACCGUGCGCUUCAAAGACAGGCUGAGACGCGCCUCUCUCUUAAUUAUUCAAUUCAGUGUGAUUCAUAUCUGUCAAUGCAUGGGUGUUCUUCUAUUAGGAGUGGAGUAUUUUAAAAUAAUA
Messenger RNA from Polyodon spathula (Mississippi paddlefish), 1297 nucleotides. Its product is annotated as single-stranded DNA cytosine deaminase-like. Gene Ontology annotation, biological process: cytidine to uridine editing. Gene Ontology annotation, cellular component: nucleus; cytoplasm. Gene Ontology annotation, molecular function: RNA binding; cytidine deaminase activity. The transcript has 4 exons. NCBI's taxonomy places the organism in Eukaryota, Metazoa, Chordata, Actinopteri, Acipenseriformes, Polyodontidae. Bases 410 to 1108 code for a protein of 232 amino acids. The record is from RefSeq and is a predicted model, not a curated record.